AUGGCGUGCUUCAAGAGCCAAUUCUUCACUCUCAAGGGAUUCCUCCCCAGAACUCAGCACCCUCUCUGUCGCCCAAGAACCCACAUUCUUACCGUCUUCCUUCUUCUCUUACUCUACCUCCUCUCCAGAUCAUACUCCUAUGAUUACUCUCCCUCCUCCUCCGCUGCCUCCGCCGUCACCGUCGCUGCUUCUCGCUUCCUUCUUUCUUCCGACGCCUUCUCUUCUGUUACUGCCGCAGAGAUAUCCCGCGAUCCUCCCCUCUCAUCCACCGCUCACGAAUCCCAAAUCAUCAGAGACCUUGCUUCUUGCGACAUCUUUGAUGGAGCUUGGGUUCUUGACCGCCACGCACGACCUCCUUAUCCGCCUGGCUCCUGCCCUUUUCUCGACGACGCCUUCAACUGCUUCAAGAAUCGACGUCCUGACUCCGAUUAUCUCGAGUACCGGUGGAAGCCUCGUGGAUGUCACAUUCCAAGGUUCGACGGGCUUAAAAUGCUGAGGUUGUUGAGAGGGAAAAGGAUGGUGUUUGUUGGGGACUCGCUGAACAGGAACAUGUGGCAGUCUCUCGUGUGUUCCUUGAGGGAAUCUCUCAAGGAUAAAACCAGAGUGUUUCUCGUUUCAGCCCGGCGAGAGUUGAGAACUCAAGGUUUUCAUUCCUACAGAUUUAAAGACUAUGGAUGCUCUAUAGACUUUAUAAAAUCACCAUUUCUUGUCCAAGAAUGGAAGAAUAAUUCUUCAUAUUUUGACGAAGGGCCGCCUCAUGGAGAAACUCUGAGGCUUGACAUGAUGCAGGCAUCCAAAUCUCAGUACAAUGAUGCUGAUAUUAUCAUAUUCAACACGGGCCACUGGUGGAAUCACCAUAAGACUAGAAAUGGGAGAAACUAUUUUCGAGAAGGAAACCAUGUCUACGACAGACUAGAUGUGAAGGAAGCACUGGGCAAAGCCCUCAGGACUUGGGCUAAAUGGGUGGAUUCCAAAGUUGACAGCACGCGCACAAGGGUCUUCUUUACUGGAUUCUCAGCUUCUCACUACAGAGGGGGGCAAUGGAAGUCAGGAGGCAAAUGCGAUGGGGAGAGAGAGCCUAUAAAGAACGAGAGCCAUGUUGGGGAGUAUCCAUGGACGAUGAGAAUAUUGGAGAGUGUGAUGGCGGACAUGAAGACGCCUGUGUUUUACCUUAACAUUUCCAGGAUGACAGAGUACAGAAAAGAUGGCCACCCUUCCUUGUACAGAGGCCCAAGUCCUCCUCCGAGGACCAUGGUACAGGAUUGCAGCCAUUGGUGCCUUCCUGGCAUUCCAGAUUCCUGGAAUCACCUCCUCUAUUCAACUCUUCUUCUUCAUCAUCAUCAUGAUGCUUCUUCCAAUUAGACACUUCUCACUUUUCCCAAUGCCCAGUACUUUGAUGUG
Messenger RNA from Neltuma alba, 1401 nucleotides. Its product is annotated as protein trichome birefringence-like 4. Gene Ontology annotation, cellular component: Golgi apparatus. NCBI's taxonomy places the organism in Eukaryota, Viridiplantae, Streptophyta, Magnoliopsida, Fabales, Fabaceae. Gene Ontology annotation, molecular function: O-acetyltransferase activity. The record is from RefSeq and is a predicted model, not a curated record. The coding region runs from base 1 to 1362 and encodes 453 amino acids. The transcript has 5 exons.